UGUAAAGUUACAUUUCAAAGAUCUGCCCGACCCGAAUAGAUUGAUUAGCCCAUUUGCCAAUUGCCAGACCAGUCACCGUGUUCAAUACUUCAAGCCCAUCAGAGUGUCUUCUUUCUUUCCUGCAGAACCCUUCCAAAGCAACACCCUGAGGAACGAAUCGACCAACGACUGCAAAUCAAGUAAUCAACGCAUUUGAGCAAAUGUUGAGACGAAAACUCUCAUCUUUAUUAUCGAACUCCGUUAGAAAUGCAUCAGUUUACACCAAAUCAACGUCACAUUUCCCAAUUACAAAGCUGUUGCACAACCCAAUUCAUCAUUCAAACCUAAUUCAGAAACCCGUUAAUUCAUUUGGGGUUCACAGCAUUAGGGCUUACAAUUUGUUGAGCUUGAAUGAUCUGAGGGACAACAAAGGUGCUACGCAACAGAAAACAAGAAAGGGUCGUGGAAUCGGGUCGGGUAAAGGGAAAACUGCGGGUAGGGGUCAUAAGGGGCAGAAAGCUAGAGGCACUCAUAAGUUCGGUUUUGAAGGUGGACAAACUCCCUUGAGGCGUAGAAUGCCCAAGAGGGGUUUCAAGAACCCUUUCAGCCUUGAAUUUCAGCCAGUUGGUUUGGGAAAGAUUGCAAGGCUGAUCAAUGCUGGGAAGAUCGACUCUUCAGAGCUCAUCACAAUGAAAACUCUAAAGGAUACAGGGGCAAUAGGAAAGCAAAUAAGAGAUGGAGUGAGGUUGAUGGGACGUGGUGCUGAACAUAUACAAUGGCCAAUUCAUCUUGAGGUGUCACGGGUGACUGUACGUGCAAAAGAAGCGGUUGAAGCAGCGGGUGGGUCCGUGCGAAAAGUGUAUUACAACAAACUCGGUUUCCGUGCGCUUUUGAAACCGGAGUGGUUUGAAAAGAAGGGGAGACUCAUUCCAAAAGCAGCAAGACCGCCACCUAAGCAAAUGGAUAAGGUUGAUAGUAUUGGCCGAUUGCCAGCUCCCACAAAGCCGAUUCCCUUUACAGAAGAAGAUGACACACAAGCUGCCAUGUCAGCUUGAAAAACAUACCUUUUGGUUUGGUUUUGUUUUCCUUGUAUUGUUAUUUGAAUAGCAUAAGUGUUUCCUUUUUUAAAAUUUCUUUUGGUUGCAUUGGCAUAUCAGUUUUUGAACUCUUUGAUGGUUGCAUAAACUUGUAGUGAUGAGACUUUACAAGAUGGUAAAACAUGGUUUUAGAACUCUUAUGUAACACAAACAUUAUUAAAAAAAGCCUUUUUUAAGUUUUGUAUAUAA
Lactuca sativa (garden lettuce) is the source of this 1265-nucleotide messenger RNA. Its product is annotated as Ribosomal protein L18e/L15 superfamily protein. Gene Ontology annotation, biological process: translation. The record is from RefSeq and is a predicted model, not a curated record. NCBI's taxonomy places the organism in Eukaryota, Viridiplantae, Streptophyta, Magnoliopsida, Asterales, Asteraceae. Gene Ontology annotation, cellular component: mitochondrial large ribosomal subunit. Gene Ontology annotation, molecular function: structural constituent of ribosome.